UAAAACUUUAUCAAAAUUUACACGUUUGAACUUGGAGCUUCUCUUUCCUUGGUUGUCUUCACUCCAAACUAUGUGGGCUGCCUCUUCCACCUCACCCAUCCCCUCCUGCCACCGCCUCACCAUCACAACCAGUCGUCCGCCCACCCCUCCGUUAUCAGUCUUCUGCGCAAUGUCUCAGCCAUCCGGAACGGAUGCUGAAAACAUCAAACCAAACAACAGUAGCAGCAUCAAAGGCUUUGGCCACAAAAUUCUCUCAGCAGUCAACUCCCCAACUCCCAAAUCCCUAAACCAAACGACCCCCAAACACGAAUCCCAUCCGGAGGCUGCCCAAAUUAGUGGGUCCGAUGUUCUAAGGGCAUUGCAGAAGGCGGCUGCCGUGAAGGAGAAGAUCAGAACCCAACAAGUUAAAGAGAAGAAGAAGAAGAAAGAAGGGGCUGCCACCGAAGACAGUCAAUCUGAGAUGAAUCAUAGAGUGAGGCCUCUUAAGAUCAACAGAGAUUGGGGAUUGAGGCUCACCCAAUUGGAAAAACGCCUUCUGGAAAUCUCUGACCCGGUUUGAUGAUUCUUAUUUGAAUUGUCAUUGAUUUGUAUAUUCAUAUGUUGUGUUUUAUGUAGAUUUUAAGUCUCCGUGUGUUCAAUUUUCAAGUAAAAUGGCAAAUCUUUCAUAUUUUUGGUACUUCACCUUGUUUUCACAACGUUCUGUAAAUGAUGGGCGAUGGGCGUAGUAGUUAGUAAAGAAAUGACAUUACCAAAAUUUGAAUACAAUACCUUACUACUAGAGUUAAUAGUUCA
Messenger RNA from Cucumis sativus (cucumber), 792 nucleotides. RefSeq lists its product as uncharacterized. The coding region runs from base 71 to 559 and encodes 162 amino acids. The transcript has a single exon. NCBI's taxonomy places the organism in Eukaryota, Viridiplantae, Streptophyta, Magnoliopsida, Cucurbitales, Cucurbitaceae. The record is from RefSeq and is a predicted model, not a curated record.